AUUGAAUUUUUGGUGGGGCCUUAAGCCAAGGAGUCAACAUUCAUCGAUGACCUACAUUAUUUUAUUUGGCCUUUUUGUUCAUUCCCUUAAAAUAAAUUCUUAAGAGGGGAUCAUCCACUACAAAACCCCUAAUCCCCCUCUUCGCUCUCAGCUUUUUGAUACUUUUAUUCUAUUUUAUUUUUUAUUUUCUCAUCAAAGAUCGAUAACACAGGGAAAGAAGGAGAAGAGGAAAGAGGCUUGGGAAACUUGGGAAGCAAAUGAGGCGUCAGCCACCCAUUUCCUGAUGAAAUCAUGAAUUUAUUUACAGAACUUGUAUUUCUUUUCUCCUAUGUAAUCUCCAUCCUAAGAAUCUCCACGGCAGUUGACAGCAUUACUGCAAAUCAACAUAUUAAAGAUGGGGAGACCAUCAUUUCAGCUGGUGGGAACUUCGAAUUAGGUUUUGUCCACCUGGGUACUUCAAAGAAUCAAUACUUGGGGAUAUGGUACAAGAAAGUGACUCCUAGGACAGUGGUAUGGGUUGCCAACAGAGAACUCCCAGUCACUGAUUCAUCCGGAGUUUUAAAGGUCACCGACCAGGGAAGUCUUGUGAUUCUUAAUGGGUCCAAUGGACUCAUCUGGUCUUCUAAUUCAUCGCGGUCGGCAAGGAAUCCAACUGCCCAACUUUUGGAUUCUGGGAAUCUUGUCAUAAAAAGUGGAAAUGAUAGUGAUCCAGAUAAUUUCCUAUGGCAGAGCUUUGAUUACCCAGGCGAUACUCUUUUACCAGGCAUGAAGCAUGGAAGGAACACGGUGACAGGCCUGGAUCGGUACCUAUCAUCAUGGAAGAGCAACGACGACCCUUCUAAAGGUGAUUUUACAUAUGGGCUUGAUCCUAGUGGAUGUCCACAACUAUUUCUGAGGAGCGGCUCAACUGUGAUUUUCCGGUCUGGGCCAUGGAAUGGUAUUCGAUUUAAUGGGUUUCCUGAAUUGAGGCCAAACCCAGUUUUUAAUUAUUCUUUUGUUUUCAAUGAGAAGGAGAUGUACUUUACCUAUAAGCUUGUUAAUAGCUCAGUUCUUUCCAGGCUGGUGUUAAAUCCUAAUGGAAACGUACAGCGUUUGAUAUGGAUUGGUCGAACCAAGAGUUGGAAUGUCUACUCAACCGCAUAUAAGGAUGACUGUGACAGCUACGCAUUAUGCGGAGCGUACAGCACCUGUAACAUACACCGAUCUCCAAGAUGUGGAUGUAUGAAAGGAUUUGUACCAAAGUUCCCAUACCAAUGGGACACGAUGGAUUGGUCAAAUGGGUGUGUACGAAAAACUUCACUGGAUUGUCAGAAAGGUGAUGGGUUUGUAAAGUGCUCUGGUGUCAAACUUCCAGACACUAGAAACUCCUGGUUUAAUGAAAGCAUGAACCUCAAGGAAUGUGCAUCCCUGUGCUUGAGGAACUGCUCUUGCUCUGCUUAUACAAAUUCAGAUAUCAAAGGAGGAGGAAGUGGAUGCUUGCUCUGGUUUGGUGAUUUGAUUGAUGUCAAGGAGUUCACUGAAAAUGGGCAAGAUUUCUACAUAAGGAUGGCUGCAUCAGAAUUAGAUGCCAUUUCAAAAGUGACGAAGAGAAGGUGGGUCAUUGUCAGCACUGUGUCAAUCGCGGGAAUGAUUCUCUUAAGCCUAGUUGUGACCUUGUAUCUUCUGAAGAAGAGGCUAAAGAGAAAAGGGACAACAGAACUCAAUAAUGAAGGAGCUGAAACCAAUGAAAGACAAGAGGAUCUAGAGUUACCAUUAUUUGAUUUGGAUACAAUUUUGAAUGCUACCCAUAACUUUUCAAGAAACAAUAAGCUUGGAGAGGGUGGUUUUGGACCUGUCUACAAGGGUAUGUUGCAAGAUGGAAAAGAGAUAGCUGUGAAGAGGCUGUCAAAGGAAUCUAAUCAAGGACUUGAUGAGUUUAAAAAUGAAGUUAUAUACAUUUCCAAACUUCAGCACCGAAAUCUUGUGAAGCUUCUAGGAUGCUGCAUUCAUGGGGAAGAAAAGAUGUUGAUCUACGAAUACAUGCCCAACAAAAGCUUGAAUUUCUUCAUUUUUGAUGGAAUACAAAGCAUGGUACUAGAUUGGCCUAAGCGCUUUGUCAUUAUCAAUGGUAUUGCUCGUGGGCUUCUUUAUCUUCAUCAGGACUCAAGGCUCAGAAUAAUCCACAGGGAUCUUAAAGCAGAUAAUGUUUUACUUGAUAAUGAGAUGAACCCACGAAUUUCAGACUUUGGCAUGGCUAGAAGUUUUGGAGGAAAUGAAACUCAAGCAAGAACAAAACGAGUAGUUGGAACAUAUGGUUACAUGUCUCCAGAAUAUGCCAUUGAUGGAGUGUACUCAGUAAAAUCAGAUGUUUUUAGCUUUGGGGUUUUGCUGCUAGAGAUUAUUAGUGGGAAGAGAAACAGAGGAUUUAACCACCCAGACCAUGACCUUAAUCUUCUUGGGCAUGCAUGGACACUCUAUAUGGAACGUACACCUUUGGAACUGAUUGAUGCAUCUGUGGGUGACACGUACAAUCAAUCUGAAGUGCUACGUGCACUCAAUGUGGGACUAUUAUGUGUGCAACGUCAUCCAGAUGAUCGACCAAACAUGUCUUCUGUGGUUCUGAUGUUGAGUAGUGAGGGUGCAUUACGUCAACCUAAAGAGCCUGGUUUUUUCACUGAAAGGAAUAUGCUGGAAGCAGAUUCUUUACAAUGCAAGCAUGCAGUUUUUUCUGGCAAUGAACACACCAUUACAAUAUUAGAGGGUCGAUAGAAGGCAUUUCAUGUUGACUUUUUCUGUCUUGUUGAGGUGGUUGAUUAUUCAUGAAAGCAGUGAUGGUAGUUCAGUACUGAUCAAAGAUGGGUGAUGCAAUUAAUAGCAGUCUUCCCAAUGACCUAUCAUUCAUGUCACUAGCUUCUCCAAGUUUAUUCAGCCAGGUUAUGUAGUUUGGCCAGUCUUUACCAGUCCCACUUGUACAUGGAACGAAAGCCAAUUUUCUUUGUUUAAGUUCAAUAAUAGAAGCUGCACAACAUAAAAUUUCCCAAUACACAAUUGAAUAGAUAUAUUCUUUUUUCAGAUA
This is a messenger RNA of Vitis vinifera (wine grape), 3055 nucleotides long. RefSeq names its product G-type lectin S-receptor-like serine/threonine-protein kinase At4g27290. Gene Ontology annotation, molecular function: protein serine/threonine kinase activity; ATP binding. The record is from RefSeq and is a predicted model, not a curated record. Gene Ontology annotation, biological process: recognition of pollen; protein phosphorylation. Lineage: Eukaryota; Viridiplantae; Streptophyta; Magnoliopsida; Vitales; Vitaceae. The transcript has 7 exons. Bases 292 to 2748 code for a protein of 818 amino acids.